AUGAAAAAAGCUUCUCACUUUAAGCUUCUUUCUUGCUUUGACCCCCCUCUCUCUCUCUCUCUCUUUGUGCUUGAUAAUCCACCUGAAGCGGAGGCCACCCCCUCCAGUUCUCCAGUUUUAAUUCAGUGUCAAGCUGUAUCUCUAUUCUCUCGAAGCAAGCUGUUGGCAGCAACCGCUUGCUUCUCUUCAUCUUCACUGCCGAAGGAAAAAGCCGAAGCCCCUGAAGUUUGUGAUCCUUGAAGGAAUUUGUUUGUCCAAGACUAUAUUGUGGACGGAAUAGUCCUUGGGAUUGCCAGAGUUGGAUGAGAAAUGAUCUGGGUCUGCUUAUGAAAGAUAUACUGCUUUGGAGAAUGGGUUCUGGACUGUGGAAAGCUUCUGGCUGAUCUUUUGAGAACUGUUUGGUUUGUAUCAUGGCCUCGAAAGCUGCCUCUAGAGCAUCCUCUGAACCGCAGCAGAAAACAGCUGGUGCUCUUAAAGUAGAGAGAAGUGAUCAGAGCCCUUUGUCUUUGCAAAUUUCUAAGGAAAGCAAAACCCAGCUGGCUAAUCCUGAACAGCAUUCGAAAUUUCCCCAGAACAACUCGAAGCAAGUUUUAGUUGAAUCAACUGGUAAUAAAAAAUCGGCCAAUCUUGCUCACGGGGGUUCUCUUGAUUCUCUAGUCAACAAGACCUAUCCACUUUCUACAUCUUCUUCAUCUGUUUCAGGAAAAUCAUCAGAGCUGGAUUCUUCUGUUGUUGAAAGUAGAAGCUCCAUAGAAGGUUCUGUUGAUCAGGAAAAGAAGACAUCAACAUAUGAAAGCGUCAAAAGCAGUUCAGUGUCUGGAAAGGUUAGUGACGGUACUGGAAGUAUUGCCAAAACCAGCGGAAGUGCUAAAAUUAGUGAUCGCGUCGAUUUUGUUGAGAGUGGGAAGAGUAGUAUGUGUAGAGGGAGCACGAGUAGUGAUGUGAGUGAUGAGAGCAGUUGCAGUAGUUUUAGUACCAGUAUAAGCAAGCCGCAUAAUGGAAAUGACUCGAGAUGGGAAGCCAUCCAAGCGAUUAGGGCAAAAGAUGGCGUCUUGGGUUUGAGCCAUUUCAGGCUACUGAAACGCUUGGGUUGUGGGGAUAUUGGAAGUGUAUACUUAUCAGAGCUUAGUGGAACAAAAUGUUACUUUGCAAUGAAGGUUAUGGACAAGUCUUCUUUAGCGAGUCGAAAGAAGCUGCUCCGGGCUCAGACAGAGAGAGAGAUUCUGCAAUCUCUGGACCAUCCCUUCCUUCCGACACUUUACACGCACUUUGAAACGGAUAAAUUCUCUUGUUUGGUGAUGGAGUUCUGCCCUGGAGGAGACUUGCAUACACUUAGGCAGAGACAACCAGGAAAACAUUUCCCUGAGCAGGCUGUAAAGUUUUAUGUGGCGGAGGUCCUCUUGGCUCUGGAGUACCUGCACAUGCUCGGGAUCAUUUACCGCGAUCUCAAGCCUGAAAAUGUUCUAGUAAGGGCCGAUGGACAUAUAAUGCUAUCUGAUUUUGACCUCUCCCUCCGCUGCACUGUUAGUCCGACACUCGUGAAAUGCUCAUCCAUGGAUGCUGAGUCCCUCAAGAAGAACCCCGUUUACUGCGUUCAGCCAGCUUGCAUUGAACCUUCAUGCAUCCAGCCUUCCUGUGUACUCCCAACAACAUGCUUUUCGCCCCGCCUCUUUUCUAGCAGGUCUAAGAAGGAAAGGAAAUCUAGGAACAAUGAAAUGGGAAACCAAGUGAGACCCUUGCCUGAGCUCGUCGCGGAGCCAACAGAUGCUCGGUCUAUGUCGUUUGUGGGAACCCACGAAUAUCUCGCACCCGAGAUUAUCAAGGGAGAAGGCCAUGGAAGCGCUGUUGAUUGGUGGACUUUUGGAAUCUUCUUAUAUGAAUUGUUGUUUGGGAGAACGCCUUUCAAGGGAUCUGGAAACCGGGCCACGCUGUUCAAUGUCGUGGGCCAGCCUCUACGGUUCCCCGAAUCCCCCAUCGUCAGCUUUGCUGCUAGAGAUUUAAUACGAGGGCUGCUUGUGAAAGAACCGCAGAACAGAUUGGCAUAUAAACGAGGGGCGACGGAGAUCAAACAACAUCCGUUCUUCGAUGGGGUGAACUGGGCAUUGGUCCGGUGUGCGACUCCUCCAGAGAUCCCUAAACCGGUUGAGAUCGUGCGCGUACCUGCAUCUACGAUCAACGAAAAGGCCACUGCUGCAAUGGCUGCUCCCAACCAGAAAGGUUCCGAUAAUUAUCUAGAGUUUGAUUUCUUUUAGUGACCGUUGAUAUCGGUUCCAAAUUCUAGCGAGUAGAGAAAUCUGUUCUUUGUGCUCCUGGGGUCGCCUAGCGAUGACUGUGAUGAAAAGGUCCUCGGUCGAUAUAUUGACGAGGGAAGUGUAUGUGCAUGUUAACAAUCUCUACUCAUCUGUAUUUGUUAUUGCAUGUGUUUCUGCUCUCGGAUUAAA
This is a messenger RNA of Rhodamnia argentea, 2441 nucleotides long. RefSeq names its product serine/threonine-protein kinase D6PKL2. Gene Ontology annotation, biological process: protein phosphorylation. NCBI's taxonomy places the organism in Eukaryota, Viridiplantae, Streptophyta, Magnoliopsida, Myrtales, Myrtaceae. The record is from RefSeq and is a predicted model, not a curated record. Gene Ontology annotation, cellular component: nucleus; plasma membrane; cytoplasm. Bases 411 to 2252 code for a protein of 613 amino acids. Gene Ontology annotation, molecular function: ATP binding; protein serine/threonine kinase activity. The transcript has 3 exons.